AUGCUGGACCAACAACGCAACUGCUGCAACAACAACAGCAGCACCAACAACAGUUGCAUCUACAACUGCUGCAUCAACAACAGCUGCAACAACAACAGCGCCAUCUGCAACAACCGCAUCUACAACUGCUUCACCAACAACGGCAGCCCCAACAACAGCAGCACCUACUACAGCCGCAGGUACUACAGCAGCACCAACAACAGUUGCAUCUACAACUGCCGCAUCAACAACAGCCGCAUCAACAACAGCCGCAUCUACAACAGCGGCACCUACAACAACCGCAUCCACAACUGCUUCACCAACAACGGCAGCCCCAACAACAGCCGCCGCUACGACAGCAGCACCUACAACUGCCACUCCAACAACAGCAGCCCCUACUACUGCAGCACCAACAACAGCCGCAUCUACAACUGCAGCAUCAACAACAGCAGCUCUUACGACAGCAGCACCUACAACAGCAGCAUCUACAACAGCUGCACCUACGACAGCUGCAGCUACAACACUAGCAACUACAACUGCUGGACCAACAACGGCAGCACGAACAACAGCAGCUCCUACAACAUCAGUCCCUACAACUGCCCCAGCAACAACAGCAGCACUUACAACAGCAGCACCAACAACAGCCGCACCUAUAAUAGCACUACCAACAACAGCAGUCCCUACAACAGCAGCCCUUACAACAGCAGCACUUACUACAGCAGCACCAACAACAGUUGCAUCUACAACUACCGCAUCAACAACAGCCGCAUCAACAACAGCCGCAACAACAACAGCAGCACCUACUACAGCUGCAGCUACAACAGUGGCACCAGCAACUGCUGCACCAACAACGGCAGCACCUACAACAGUGGCACCGACCACAGCAGCACUAACAACAGCAGCACCUACAACUGCUGCACCUACGACAGCCAGGGUGUCCUUCAGAUCUGUUCAAAGCACAUUUACAAACGACUUGCUGAAUCCAUCAUCCACAGCUUUUAAAAAUCGAGAAACAUUGAUAACUGGACAGCUUGAACCUUUCUUUAAAUCAACAUUCCCCUCC
Molecule: messenger RNA, 1042 nt
Organism: Etheostoma cragini (Arkansas darter)
Lineage: Eukaryota; Metazoa; Chordata; Actinopteri; Perciformes; Percidae
Product: GATA zinc finger domain-containing protein 15-like
Exons: 3
Coding region: 1-981 (326 amino acids)
Source: RefSeq, a predicted model, not a curated record